AUGAGUGUUUUAUUAUCCUUAUACUCAAGCUCAAACCUAAUCAAUAUUUCAAAACCAUACAGACACCAUCAUAACCUUCCACUUUUAAAUAAUCAUCAAAGACAACCUCUUAUAGUACAAUUUUCUGUCUCAUGCAGAGCCACAAACAAUGUUCCCAUUGAUCAUAAACUACUAGAUGAUGAUGAUGGAAACUUGUACAAGAUACUAUGCUUGAGUCAUAUAACUGCAACAAUGGAUGAGAUAAAAAGAGCAUAUAGAACAUUGGCUCUUCAAUAUCAUCCCGAUGUUUGUCAUGAUGGUUUGAAUAAAGAGGAAUCAGCGAGGAUGUUUAUAAAACUGAAUGAAGCUUAUAAGAUAUUGUCAAACCCAAAUCUUAAACAAGAGUAUGAUUCUAAAUUAUUGGGUUUGGGUGAUUUAAGAAGAAGUAGGUGGAUGGAACAAGUUGUUGAGUUGAAUAGAAGAUCUGAUACACGUAUGGGUGAUGCAUCAUCAUCAUGGGGUUGUAGAAUGAGAGCGAAGAACAAUAUCAACAAACAUAAUCAUAAGAUCUAG
Molecule: messenger RNA, 552 nt
Organism: Lathyrus sativus (Indian pea)
Lineage: Eukaryota; Viridiplantae; Streptophyta; Magnoliopsida; Fabales; Fabaceae
Source: the annotation of a GenBank genome assembly